GGCAGGUGUGCCUGCAGCAUUGCGCACCCUGCAUUCCGCUGAGAAACCUGGCCUCCUUGAGGACAAUGAUGCUCAGGCUGCUGCUCCUGGCUCUCAACUUCUUCCCCUCAAUCCAAGUAACAGAAAAUACGAUUUUGGUGAAGCAGUCCCCCUUGCUUGUGGUGGAUGACAAUGAGGUCAACCUGAGCUGCAAGUAUACCUAUAACCUCUUCUCAAAGGAGUUCAAGGCUUCCCUGCAUAAGGGGCUGGACAAUGCUGUGGAGGUCUGUUUUGUGGAUGGGAAUUUUUCCCAUCAGCUUCAGUUUCACUCAAAUACUGGUUUCAACUGUGAUGGGAAUUUGAGCAAUGAAACUGUGACUUUCUAUCUCCGGAAUUUAUACAUUAACCAAACAGAUAUUUACUUCUGCAAGAUUGAGGUCAAGUAUCCUCCUCCUUACCUCAGCAAUGAGAGGAGCAAUGGGACCAUUAUCCACAUUACAGAGAAACAUCAUUGUCCUGAGCACCAGCCUUCUGAGCCUAAGCCCUUCUGGGUAUUGGUGGUGGUUGACGGAAUCCUGGCUUUCUACAGCUUUCUAGUAACCGUGGCCCUUUGUGUUUUCUGGAUGAAUAGUAAGACCACCAGGCUCCUUCAGAGUGACUACAUGAACAUGACCCCCCGAAGGCCUGGGCCCACCCGCAGGCACUACCAGCCCUACGCUCCUACAAGAGACUUUGCAGCAUACCGCCCCUGACAGGGACGCCUAUCCAGAAGCCAGUUGGCUGGCAACCCUCCAACUACUCAACACCACUGCUCUGGAUAGGAACACAGCACCUCAUUUUUCAGCCAGCCACCUUGGGGCCCUGUUAGGCCACCAAGCCAAUUGUUCUUGAACAUUUACACUCUAUGUGAAGAUCAUCCUGACACUCUACAAUGAAGUUAAAUUCCUGUGACAGGCUAAGUCUUGCAAAGUCAUGACCCCAAUUCAAACUUAUCAUAUAUUUAUUGACUUGAUGGAGAAAUUAGGUAAGUCAACCAAAAAAGUGAGUGGAUUCCCUUAGCUUUGAAUUCUGCUUCUAGACUGCUGGGUAAGAGAAGUUCCUUCAUGUUUAUCUUCCCAUCUCAGUCCAGUGAAGUAUGAUAUUCAAAGAUAUUUUAGAUGGAGAAAAAGAUUAGAAAAUAAUUUCCUUUAGUUACAUAGGUAUUUAGGGUAUGGAUAGGUUAAACUGAGGGAGAAGGUAGUGUUACUAAACAGUUUUAAAGUGUUAAAACACUUUCCUCCUUAUGAAAUGAGCCACUUAGUUCUUAUUUAAUGCUAUUUUCCUUCAAUGAAUUUUGACCACAUUUAGUCAGUUUAAGUAACAGAAUUCCCUCAAAACAUUGGUAGACUUUGUUUCCUCAUUCCCAGUGAUGAGAAUUUUAAUGUUCACAGCAUGACUUCAUAAGAAUUGAAGAACCCUCUGACACAAAGAAGAAUGGGUCCAAAAAUAAGGUCACGUGAUGUCACAAUGAUUUGAAUAUUAUGAAGGAUUAUUUAUGCAGCAGCAAAUUCCAGCCAAACUAUGUGUGUUUCAGCUUUGCACAGUUGCUCUCUAUGUGUGGAGAUCUGAAGUGAGGUGCUGAAAGAACACCCACAUGGGAAGACGAUACUGUGAUUGGGGGAUGUUCGUGUCUAUUAAGAUAAAAGGGAUGAGUUCCAAGAAAUUUCUUCUGAAAAGGGGAAUGAGGCAAUUCUUGCCAUGUGUUGAAGAGAUAGUCAGCAUUGAGUGGAAAUUUUUCAGAAGGCACCAAAUAGAAGAAUCCUUGGUGUAAGAGUUCCUUUGUAGCAACUUUCAGCACUCCAGAAUUCUGUGGGUUUAGUUAUCUACGUAUCCUGGAGAUCCAUAGGCAUGGAAAAGGAUUUUGGAAUACAUCUUUUGAGACAUUAAAGUUCUCUGAAAAGAUCUGAUCUUGGAAUGACUAUGGAUAUUUCUCUGCUUCCAGUUUGGGUCAACUGAAGUAUAUCUAAGGACCUCGAAGAAUAACUCUACUGCCACCAAUAUCAUUUGUUCAGUACUUUGGUUUAUUCAUGUGCUAGAGGAGCCUAUGUUUUAGAGGCAGAGAGAAGUGUUUCAACAUCCAUCACUAUUUGAAUGGUCUCAGGCAGGUCACUGCUCAUCUUUGACUAAGAUCUUUCAAUUGUGAAAUGGACAUAAUGGUCACAAAUAUCUGUCCUUGUAAUCUCCAUGAGGGUAUGGCUACUGUCAUGACAGUCAAGGUAUGCUGUCAAGAUACCAUCCUAGUCUUUAUUCUUGAUUUACAGUAUUAGCUGUAUUAUUAUUGUCAUACAGGUAAAUUACAUAUAGAAAUUAAAGUGGACAAUGAUCUAAGAAAGUAGGUAAAUAUAUAACAUAUUUAAACCCAAAUUUCUGAGCUGUUAUAAAAUAUGAGAGCCUCAAAAUCCUCAAUUUUUAUAUUUCUUGAAAUAUUGUAUCUUGUAAUGAAAUGUAGGGCAUUUCUUCCCCGCUUAUUUUUGUAUAUAAAGAAGUCAUAAAUUUUUUUUAAUGCAGGGAGAAGGGAAGGCUUAGGAAUCUUGUGAUUCUGAUAGAAAAUAUUAUACUCUGAUCUUUAAAUGCUCUUGUAUUUUAUGCAUUUAAUGAAUCCAGAGAAGGUCAAAUUCAGCAGUACUGGUUUGAUGGAGUGUUGACUUUACAUGUGCAUUUGUGUCUAGGACUACCUCUUGGCACAUAGAGUUCUUCAAUUCAGGUUCUCUGAUUAUGUUUUAAAGCUGAUAGAGCUGGAGAAUUUGUAGAAAGGGCAGUAGCAAAAAAUAAAUACAUGCAUUUUUGUGAACAUGGAAAGACUUGAUCUUUGGUAAUAAAUAGUUUUGUUUUCUAAGUGGAAAUGUAGGUUUACUAAAGAUGAAUCACACUUGAGAUUUUUUUUCUUACUCAUGUUGAGCAGAACCAAAGCAGUGUUAUGGAAGGAAGUCCAUUUUCACUCUUAGUGUGAACCAAUAAAAGGUUAAAAAACAGUGGUUGGAGUAAUGCUGUUUGCAGUUUCAGAUAUGGUAAUUGUGAAGAAAACAGUAUCAUUUGCUGUUAUUGUUGUAAGUAUCUAUAAUUCAUGAUAUUUCUGUAAUUUUUGAUUUGGGGGCUGAGCAUGUUAAGCUAUAAAGAUAAAGUAUCCAUUACAUUUUCUGCACCUUGUGCAAAAAUUACCACACUAUCAUGUACUUGUUUUCAAUUUUGUGUUUAAAUAUUGUCUUCAGGGUGUGUAUACUUUCUGGCUUAGCCAAUACCUCAUUUAGGCCAGGCUUCCAUAUAUCAAUUUCACUUCAAGCAAGGUACAUUGCUGGCUUAUUUACUUGGCUUCAGUCACUGUUUCUCAUUAGACCAAUAGUUUAUCUCACUGAGGGGGUCAGGCUGAACUUCUCUGUACAUUCUGUGUGAUAUAAAUGCUCUGUGAGAAAAUUCAAAGUUCAGUCUUGAAUCAGCCAGAUACCUGUCAUCAUGGACAUUUUAAUGGACUUGUUGAUUAUUAAAUGAUGUCACCCCUCAUCCCAGCCUUUUUUUGCAUUGUCAGAUGGGAAUUUUAGCAGCCUCAGGGACUGAUCCCAAGGUACUAAAUUCAACUACAUGCUAGAGGUUGGAGAUGAUAUCAGUAAUGGAUUUAGAACCAAGAUCAGCACUGCCACAAGCCUGCUGCUAAUCCAUGUCAAUGAGAGAGGCAUAGCUUCUCUCAAGAUCUGGAGUCAGUGAGUCUUGUAUCUUCAAGGCCAUUUGAGGCUCUGGAAAUCUCUCUCUGCCUCUCUCUCUCUGUUUCUCUCCUUCCCCUUCCCACAUUUCUGCAUACUUUUGGGGGGACAUUUUCCUCUUCAGUUAUCCCAGGCAUGUUCCCACGUUAAGGCCUUCACACUUAGUAGUUUUCUAGAAGGUUCUUCCUAAAUAUCUACCUGGUUGAGACCUUCAGGUCUCAGUUCAAGUGUCAUCUUCUACCCCAGGUAUUCUCCUGUACAUACACCCUGCCUACUUUCUUGCUUACUUUUCUCCAUAAUAUUUUACCAUCUUUUGUACUAGCUAUUGUAUUGGUUUGUUUAUUGCUUCCCUCCCCAAACUGGAUUGUAAACUCUAUAAGGGAAAGGAUUCUAUUUUGUUUAUUGCCCGGCAUACAAUAAAUAUUUAUUGACUGAUAU
Molecule: messenger RNA, 4151 nt
Organism: Perognathus longimembris pacificus (Pacific pocket mouse)
Lineage: Eukaryota; Metazoa; Chordata; Mammalia; Rodentia; Heteromyidae
Gene: Cd28
Product: CD28 molecule
Exons: 4
Coding region: 66-731 (221 amino acids)
Biological process (GO): T cell activation; immune response; T cell costimulation
Cellular component (GO): external side of plasma membrane; membrane
Source: RefSeq, a predicted model, not a curated record